Molecule: messenger RNA, 1167 nt
Organism: Plasmopara halstedii
Lineage: Eukaryota; Oomycota; Peronosporomycetes; Peronosporales; Peronosporaceae
Exons: 4
Coding region: 1-1167 (388 amino acids)
Biological process (GO): calcium import into the mitochondrion; mitochondrial calcium ion homeostasis
Cellular component (GO): mitochondrial inner membrane; uniplex complex
Molecular function (GO): uniporter activity; calcium channel activity
Source: RefSeq, a predicted model, not a curated record
AUGACUCUACGAACAUUAUUACGUGCAUCUCCUGCUCGUAUUCCAUCACUUUCCUAUCACAUCAAGUCCAUUUCUCAUGCUUCAUCUUCUUCUCGAUUCUCUUCAUAUAAUGAUUCAACCUCACCUUUAAUUAAAGUGCAAAAUAUCGCGACAUCUUACGGUCAAUUGGAUAUUUUGUUACCACUUCCAGGUAUUGUCGGUCUCACACGAUUUGAGCUUGAAGAUGGAAAUGCAAGUGUGAAAGAUGUAAUUAAUGCAGUGCAAGAUAUUGAUAUUACGUUAAAAAGUGUCGAGAUUACAACACCAGAUGGAACAAAACUUGCACGUACCGUUCGACUUAGUGAACUUGCGUCCAUGUCGUUUUGUUUACGAUUGAAUCACAUGAAUAUUUUGAUUGAAAGUGGUGUCUCUGUAUUGAAUGAGAAGAAAUUACGUGAAGAAAGUGUAGCAUUCGCGACAGUGAAGGCAGCGAUUGAAAAAGAUGUUCGAUUGAUUUUGCCUUUGCAUGAAUUUUACGAAAUGUGCCAUAAUGUUGGAGCAGAAGAAAAAGUGGGUACCAAGUGGCUUCGUGAGUUGCAACGUCGACAUUUAGUGGUACAUUUUGAUCGCUCACGAAACCCGCAACUGGAAAAUGUAUUAAUACUUCGACCCUAUAGCUUGGAAAGUAUUUUAACGCUACAAAAUUCUCUUGACUCGGAAUUGUACAAUAUCAAACACGAUCGGAAAGUGAAAGAACGACAAGUGACUGAAGUUAUGAGUUCAAUUAAAAAACUCAAACAAAUUGAAAAAGAUGUGGCUUUAGCUGCUCGUUGGAUGCCAAAUGUACAAAAAUGGUUCGGUCUUACAAGUUUAACAGGAUUCUAUGGCACGCUCAUGUAUUGCGUCUGGGAUGUAUAUUCAUGGGAUGUUAUGGAGCCUAUUACGUACUUUAUUGGCUUUACAACUGUCCUUGGGAAUUCAUUUUAUCAUGCGAUGACAAAACAAGAUCCAACAUAUAGUAAUAUGUGGCAAAAACGAUAUGCGAAUCGUGUUCUCUUACUAAGUAAACAACGAAAUUAUAAUCCAAUGGAACUAACAAGACUUGAAGCUCGUCUUGUUGAUCUUGAAAAGGAUCUUACUGUUCUCAUGCAAUGGGAAAAAGUUCAAAUGCAAGACAAGACGUUGUAG